AUGGCUGCACCAAAUUUUAGCUUCACGCAUCCACAAUUGGGCAAAGUCACUGGGACUGAUGGCGAGGUUGUCUGUUUCCGCGGCAUUCCGUAUGCUACAAUCAAGAACAGACUUGCGGAACCUCAAUUGAUGAACCAAUACUCUGAUUCGGUCAUUGCUACGUCGAAUGGCCCAACAUCUCUUCUCCCUCCCGGUGCCUUUCAGCUCGAGAUGCUGCUGAUGCAACAAUCGCAACCCGACCCUCAGCGCCCUGUCUCGGACUUAAAUGCACUUCACCUUAACAUAUACGUUCCAAGGAUCAAUGGCCAGCUACCGGUGCCGGGAAACCUUCCCAUCUUCGCCUGGAUACACGGGGGUGGAUUCGUUUCUGGGGCUAACUCUUGGCCACAUUACGACAUGCAAAACCUCAUACAACUCUCAGCUAGCCAAGGUCUACCGGUGAUUGGUAUCGGAAUUAACUUCCGAUUGGGGAUGUCGGGAUUCCUGACGUCCUCCGAAUUGAGAACUGCCGGGUAUAAACCCAACAAUCAACUGCGGGAUCAACGUGUAGCUUUUGAUUGGAUUCGCAAGUAUAUCGGGGGGUUUGGAGGUGACAGUAAUAGACUUACGGUGGCGGGAGAAAGCACCGGUGCGGUUGACGUGGGCUUGCACCUCCAGUCAGAACAACCUUUGUUUGACCGAGCUAUAAUGAUGGGAGGGUCAUCAUUACUAAUGCCACCUGCCACGGCAGAGUAUCAAGAAUGGAUCUACAGCCGGGUAUUGGAGCUCUUGGGGAUCAAGGAGGCAACUCCUUCAGAGAGAAUCCGCGCGCUUGUUGAAGCCCCAGUUGAACAACUCAUCUCGAAAUUAUCGCCACCUCUACCCUACAGGCCAAUGAUUGAUCACGACCUAAUAAAGUUCCCAGUCACUUAUGACAUGGUAUCUCAACAGAGAUCCAACGCCACGGUUCCCGGUCAUACGUGGCUCAAGGGCUUGAUGGUUGGGGACUGUCAAUUCGACGCGUCGAGCAUGGCAUUUUUCAUGGACCACAAGAAGCCCGGUAUUGCACAGUCAUUUCCGACGCAUCUCCGCGGAGCAUUUCCCGAUAAUCCAGAUGAUAUCGGAAAACUUCUGGAAAUUUUUGGCUUCACAUCCGAACCCCUGGAUGAUGAUAUGGCAUUCAAGAAUUUUCUGUAUUUUGUAAACGAUCUCUGUUAUUUUGGGGCCACGGCAACGUUUGCUGAGGGUUGGUCAAAUAACUGUUACACGUUCUUUAUGAACGAGCGUAAUCCAUGGGAUGGUCGUUUCAAAGGAGAAGCCACGCACGUUAUAGACGUCAGCCUCUUGUUCCAAAACUUCAACGACCAAUUACCGACGGCCAUGCAAGCAUCUGCAAAGGCAUUCGCUACGGACCUAUUCACAUUCAUGGCUGGUCGUGCACCUUGGCCUGCCUGUACUGAGAAAGCGCAGACAGCGAGAGUAUACGGUCCAUCAUCCUGGGAAACCGAAGUCCAGAACUCAACCCUGCAUGUUGUUCAUAGUCUGGUCGCGCCUGAAACAGGCAGAAGAGGUGCUAUUCUUGAUAUAGGCCGGCGGCUUGGGCUGGAUAAUCUGGCCGCUGCGUUUGGUUCCUUUGCUGCCUCCUAA
Neoarthrinium moseri is the source of this 1626-nucleotide messenger RNA. RefSeq lists its product as uncharacterized. Lineage: Eukaryota; Fungi; Ascomycota; Sordariomycetes; Amphisphaeriales; Apiosporaceae. The transcript is spliced from 5 exons. The record is from RefSeq and is a predicted model, not a curated record. The coding region runs from base 1 to 1626 and encodes 541 amino acids.